CCACUGACUACCGAGUAUCUGCGUAGCCUUGUGACCACGACUGCUCCCGGUGUGCCUUUACCUAAGUCGUGUCUGGCAUGCGCGGACCCUGGGCCCAUGUUCUCUCUCAAGUCUUUAUUUGCUCUUCAACUGCCAUCUUUCCCCUUCACACCACCUUUAGUUCCACUUCUUGAUACUUUGUUAAACGGCUAUUUCCCUAUACACGUCGAGGUCUUCAAUCAAUCUCUUCGCUCCUCUGAUUCGCCCGCGUGCGGCCGAGGCUCGCCAUCUUGUCAACUAAUCGAUAAGCCGUUGGUUCCGCACCUCCGUCCUCUAACAGCCCUGCCCGUGUCUCCUCCGCCUUUUUCUAACCACCCCCAAACUCGCCCAAAAAGGGUAGGGGGUGAUCCGUUCAUUUGUUCCUUGUCCACAAUGCCAGAGAAACCUCUCACCAUCGCAACCUAUGCCGCUGGAGCCUCUCUCGCCGCCAUCACCCUCGUCUACGUCUUUGGCCCCACCUUCAUCCUCGACGAUGAAGCCUCAUCUACGCGCAAAAAGGGCGUCGUCGGCCUGAGCAACGCUGCCAAUGACUGCUUCAUCAACUCUAUCCUACAGGCCCUAGCAGGUCUCCCGGACCUCCGCAUAUAUUUAAUACGAGAGAUCCAUCGUCGGAAGCUCGAUGGCGCCGAUAUGUACGAUGUCGAUCCCGACCACAAACUCGCCGGCGCAGACGACGACUCUUCUCCCCCCGCCAUAAAACCUUGGAAACUUGCCGGCCUGCAGAAAGGCUUAGUCACCCACGCCCUCAAGGACGUCCUCGACAGUCUCAACGAGCGUCCGCUGUACAAAAAGACCAUAUCCCCCCAGCCCUUCAUAAGGGCCCUGGAGCGUGCCUUUGGCACCCGCAUUAGCCGGCAGCAGCAAGAUGCCCAGGAAUUCUUGCAAGUCAUCACCGAGCGCCUAUGCGAUGAAUACCACGCUGGUGCAAAUGCCCGUCAACAGGCAUUGAAGGCAGGUACAACCACAGCAGAAGAUUGUGCUUCGGAGAAACGCGAAAUUGUCGAACAGUUCGACGCUGCUCCUACACAACCAAUCGAACCCGAUGCCGCACAUGAAGAAACAACUGAACCCCCUAGCGAGGAGGGCUUCCCCUUCGAAGGCAAAAUCGAAUCUCAAAUCGAGUGCCUCACCUGCGGCUUCAAGCCCAAACCCACCGUUUCGACCUUUGUGACUCUCACACUCAACGUUCCACAAACUUCCUCGGUAACCCUCAAUAAGUGUCUAGAUGGUAUAUUUCGGAUAGAACACAUUGAUGAUUUCAGAUGCGACUGCUGUCGCUUAAAGUAUGCACUCGAGACCAGGACGCGCGAACAUGAACGGGCUUCGGCCGGUGACAAAAAAUCGCAAUUGGCUUCAGAUAUUGAGAAGAUCCAACAAGCUUUGAAAGAUGACCCAGAAUCGCCUCCUGAAGAUGUGGAACUUCCCGAUGGUCCCAAGCAACGCAUCGCUCGACACAUGUAUAUUUCGUCUUUUCCCAAAGUCCUCGCCCUCCAUCUAUCUCGUUCCGUAUUCGCUGUGGGGACCAUCUCUACCAAGAACCUUGCCAAGGUUUCCUUUCCUGAAGAGCUUCCACUCGGAGGGCUAAUCGAUAGGCAAAAUUACCGCCUGCUCGGGCUGGUCAAUCACAAGGGAACGCACAAUAGCGGUCAUUACGAGUCGUUCCGUCGACAGGUACAACCGGUACCGUUUUCCACUCCGCAUUCGUUUGGCACCGAAGGCGUAUACAGUGUGCAAGGAAGUCCCAACCCAUCUGCUGUCCAAAGUCCUCGGAUGUCAACUUCCAACCUCACCAUCACCGACCGCGCUUCUAGAUUCCCUGACAUAGCGACCGGGCCUGCGCCAGACUCUCCUUCGCUCCACUCCCAAUCAUCUCUCUCAUCCAAUACUCGCGACUGCGCCCUUCAGUCCUCAUCCUCGACAUCAUCUGCUAUCGCGCCAGGACCCACGUCCGCGCCAUCUUCCGAUGACAAUGCGUCUCAAAAGCCCCCAUCCACAGCGUCGACGUCGCGGCCCAAAAGCACAAAGAGCAUUCGAUCUCUCAAAGAAAAAGCCUCCACGAUGAUCGAAGAUUCGAAAUCAAGCCUGGCCACGAAACGGAAAGCCAAAGCGAGACGCGUGAACACGAAUCGAUGGUGGCGUAUCAGUGAUGACAAGAUCAAGGAGAGCAAGACGAGUGAUGUCUUGGGCAUGCAAAAAGAGGUCUAUUUGCUGUUUUACGAGCUCGAUAGACGAUAG
This is a messenger RNA of Periconia digitata, 2274 nucleotides long. Lineage: Eukaryota; Fungi; Ascomycota; Dothideomycetes; Pleosporales; Periconiaceae. The record is from the annotation of a GenBank genome assembly.